AUGCACACUGGUCGAUGGUGGUGGGCUGCCCAGGAUGCAAUUGAAGCUCGGACGAAGGGCGCCACAAUUAUGCCAGUCAUCAUCUCGUCUGACAAAAUGCAACUUACCCUCUUCCGUAACAAGGCGGCAUAUCCUGUGUAUCUCACCAUUGGGAACUUGCCUAAAGAUAUUCGGAGCAGGCCAUCGCAGGGAGGGCAGAUUCUCCUGGCAUACCUGCCAGUAUUGAAGCUCGAGCACAUCAAGAACAAAGCAGCUAGGCGCUGCACACAAGCAAAUUUAUUCUAUCUCUGCAUGCGCCGGCUUCUCGAGCUGCUUGAGGACCUUGGCCUGGGUGGCCUGCCGAUGUCCUCUGGAGAUGGCGUGAUGCGGCGUGUCCAUCCAAUUUAUGCGGCAUAUGUUGGUGAUUACCCUGAACAGGUGCUCGUAACCUGUACAAAGACUGGCGAAUGCCCUGUAUGUCCUACGCCAAAGGCAGAGCUUGGCGAACUCGAUUGCCACUUCCCCCUUCCGCUACCACGGCGUGAGCUGAAUCCUGUCCUUGACGUUCUUGCCAUGGGAUCAGAUCCCAAUGUAACGCCCACCGAGUACAAGGCAGCGUGCCGCAAUGCAGGAAUCAAGCCUGUGUAUGAAACAUUUUGGCAGAACCUCCCAUACUCCGAUGUCUACACGUCCGUCACCCUGGACAUCCUACAUCAACUCCUACAGGGUGUCGUAAAGCAUCUUGUCGCCUGGGCCAAGGAGGCAUAUUCAGAGGACGAGAUCGAUGCCCGGUGCCAACGGUUUCCACCAAACCACAACAUGCGCCUGUUCUACAAAGGCAUCACCAAGCUGUCACAGCUCACAGGUCGGGAGCACGCCGACAUCUGCUGCAUUUUGCUGGGCCUUGUAAUUGAUCUGCGCCUUCCAAAUGGCAUGUCCCACCUACGUCUUGUCCGCGCUGUCCAGGCAAUCCUCGACUUUGUCUACCUUGCACAGUACCCGGUGCAUAGCCACCAGUCCCUUGAUGCCCUUGAUGACGCCCUGCGGCGGUUUCAUGAGAACAAACAGGUGUUUAUAGAUCUUGACAUCCGAGGCAAUUUUAAUCUUCCGAAGGUCCACUCGAUGCGGCACUAUCACGAAGGUAUUGAGAUGCUCGGAACAACUCCAAACCUCAACACGGAAUACACUGAACGCCUCCACAUUGACCUCGCAAAGGACGCCUACCGCUCUACGAACAAGAAAGACUACCAUGUUCUCAUGACACGGGAGCCAUCAGUCAAGGCCGUAUCGCUGGAUCGUCUCGAACAGGUGUAUGGUGCCAAAUACAUCAUGCGAGCAAUUGCAAAGUACAUCGUACGUCUCAAUUACCCGGAUGCUUCCAGUGCAGAAGUUGUUCGUCUCGCCACUACUCUUCGUUUACCGUUCCAUAAACUGCCGGUUUACCACAAGGCUAAAUUUUGGGAGAGCGACUUUCUCCUCUAUCGGCAGGCAUCAGAUGAGUACGAUGCCAUUUACGCAACCCCAGGUGGACGACUGAAUAAGCGCGGCCAGCAAGUUGCUGGCCGUUUUGACACGGCUAUUGUAAAUCUGGGUACAGGAAGUGCUAUUGGCGUUAAGGGCUAUCAGGUCUGCCGUGUUCGGGCAAUAUUCACCAUUCCUAUACGCUAUCGAAGAAUCCUACUUCCCUUUGUAGACCCUCCAGAAUAUCUCGCAUAUGUGGAGUGGUUCUCCAACUUCACGCAGCCAGAUCCCCAGCAUGGCAUGUACAAGGUGACGCCUAUGACCAAUGCUGAUGGAACGCAGACUGGUGCUGUUAUUGCAGUGGAGAGCAUCCGCCGAAGUGUGCAUUUGUAUCCAUGCUUCAGAGCUGUUGCGCCGCUCCCUUCACCGACAGACAUAUUUAUGGAACAGUAA
Molecule: messenger RNA, 1893 nt
Organism: Phanerochaete carnosa HHB-10118-sp
Lineage: Eukaryota; Fungi; Basidiomycota; Agaricomycetes; Polyporales; Phanerochaetaceae
Exons: 5
Coding region: 1-1893 (630 amino acids)
Source: RefSeq, a predicted model, not a curated record